Molecule: messenger RNA, 4494 nt
Organism: Styela clava
Lineage: Eukaryota; Metazoa; Chordata; Ascidiacea; Stolidobranchia; Styelidae
Product: putative RNA-binding protein 46
Molecular function (GO): RNA binding
Source: RefSeq, a predicted model, not a curated record
AACAAUUUAUGAACAUUGGCAAUGACCUAUGAGCUUUUAGCGUACUGACUUUUACUUUGAAAGACGGCAUAUAUGACUAAUUUGCCCAAUGUUGCCUGCCCAUUCAAUUCCGGCAACUUUUAUGGAAGGGGGUUUGUUCAUACCCAACAAUGUCCCAGCUCAGGGGACCAGUAAACGGAAACUAGAUUGGAAUGGGGAACAUCCACCGCCUGUCAAAAUGUCUUGUGUAAGAGACGUUGAAAGAUAUAAAGAACAAUUGAUGACUGCCGAAGAUUUAAUUUUGGAACAGAGCGCGCCUAAAAUGAAUGGUGUCGGUGCGGAAAUGCCUAAUUCUGAAAUCGGCACUAAUGGAGUGGAGGGAAUUGCUGGUGCACCAAACGAAGCGGCACUCAGAGCACUAAUGAAACGUACUGGGUAUAACAUGCUUCAAGAGAAUGGACAACGAAAGUACGGUGGGCCACCCCCCGGAUGGAACAACAGAUCGCCACCGAGAGGAAGCGAGGUUUUCGUCGGCAAGAUUCCACGUGACGUAUUUGAAGACGAACUCGUACCCGUGUUUGAGACUGUCGGCAAGUUGUACGAAAUGCGACUUAUGAUGGACUUUGACGGCAAAAACCGCGGGUAUGCAUUCGUCAUGUAUACUUGUAAAACCGAUGCAAAAGAGGCGGUGCGAAAACUUAAUAACUACGAAAUUCGAAAGGGAAGACUAUUGGGGGUUUGCUACAGCGUCGACAAUUGCCGAUUGUUCGUUGGGGGAAUACCCAAAACCAAAAAGAAAGACGAAAUCUAUGCCGAAAUGACAAAAGUAACCGAGGGCGUCGUUGACGUUAUUGUUUAUCCAAGUGCUUCCGAUAAGUCUAAAAACCGUGGAUUUGCUUUCGUCGAAUAUGACAGCCACCGCGCCGCCGCCAUGGCCAGACGAAAGUUAAUACCAGGAAGAAUUCAACUGUGGGGUCAUCCAAUCGCGGUCGAUUGGGCAGAACCGGAACAGGAAGUGGACCAGGACAUCAUGGACCAAGUCAAAGUUCUCUACGUCAGAAACUUGAUGCUAGAUACCACAGAAGAUACCAUACAGAAAGUUUUCAGUCAAUUUCACCCCGGAACAGUGGAAAGGGUUAAGAAAAUACGCGACUAUGCUUUCGUUCAUUUUUCAAAUCGAGAAGCUUGCAUGAAUGCGAUGAAUAAACUAAAUGCAACUAAAAUUGACGGAACAGAAAUCGAAGUUACUCUCGCUAAACCGGUCGACAAAAGUGAUUACAACAGACUGGCAAAGGUCGGAGCCAAAGUAUUGGGAGCGACUCCGGGCACCACUGUUGAGGCUCAGCCUUCCGUUGCCUCGACGCUGGUCCAACCUGUCAUGACCCAAGGGGGCAUGGUCGUUUAUCCACAAACCAUGGCUGGUGUAUACCAACCAGAUAUGGCAUAUUAUCCACUUGGUCAAUACAAUCUCACAACCAACACUAGGGGCAUUUACCCAACACGGGGUGGGGCCUUGAGGGGAGGUCGCGGGAGGGGAACUGCUAACAGGAGCAGUUAUCUUGGUUACAGCGCAGGAAAAGCAACAUACGGGCGUUACUAUGCAAAAAAUAAUCCAGGGGAAAGGGUUGUUGAUAUUAACGGCAAUAUUAUAGAACUAAGUCCAUCAGGACAAAUGCCUCCACCAACUGCUGCCGCACCAGGCUCCUUGGCGUUAUAUAAGCCCGUUCAAAACAUUGGUGCUCAACAACAAAACGCCGCGGCCGUGGCAGCAGCUUAUGCAGCGGCAUGUGCUCCGCAGACAAUUAGUGCCAUAGCGCCUCAACAAACGUUGGUGGCUCCUCCACCCGCCACGGGUUCAGCGAUUCCACAAGCGGUUGCAAUUUUAGAAGAUUUAUGCCAAAAACAGAUGCUAGGCAUUCCAACGUAUCAACUAAUGACAACUCAAGGACCAGAAGGCAGACAACUCUAUGUGUAUAAAGUUUCAAUUCCAGCACUGGCGACAUUAUACCCACACCAGCCAUAUUUUCAGCCGAAUAAACUCUGUACAACGAUAGAUGAAGCAAAGUCGUAUGCUGCUGAAUAUGUUUUAUCGCAAUUAGUCGUCCAACCAGAUCCAAAUCAAACUUCUGUUGUCCCAUUUACAGCGGUCAUUCCACAGACCGGAGCUUACCAGGGCAUGUACGCCGCAGCACCGUUGUCAAAUGUACGUGGAUCUCAGUCUUCACCCCCUACUAUGACGAACGGAGCUGCCCCGGCCCCAUCCGCAACGUACGUUCCAGUAUCUACCCCGUCACCCACCGUACCCAUGUCAAUGUCAAUGCCUCUGUCGAUAAUAGAUCCCACCACAAUGAUGCAACCGAUUACUGUAAUGUAUCAAUAGAAGUACCGGACAGAUCCGGUUUAGACUGGUUAUUUUAAGGUUAUAUAUACUUUUAGAAAAAUGGCGAAGUCGACUUUGCUUGUCUUGAAAAGCAUAAUCGGCGUGGAGGAUAUAUGGGUUAUUUGUACCGGCAAAACACAAAUCAACCCAUCAUGACCUGCGGGCGAGGGUGUAUUGUUUUACACAGUUUAUUUCAAACUGAAGCAAAAGGACAUAAAAAACUGCUUUAGAUUUUUAUUAUGCAAAUUUUUGUGCUAUAUCUCUCGUGUGCCUUCUUGAAAUAUUGUUUUUAAACAACGGCGAUUUUUCUACGUUUCUUAUCAUCCAAGUUGAAAUCAAUUCGGCAAGAGCUAAACCCGCAACAAUAACUUUUCACUAUUCAUGUAAUGAGUUGUGCUUAAUUUCAGCAUUUAACUGCUCGUUAGAAUUAUUGAUGAGUUUCAUAUUAUUAAACUUGGCUCAAGACGUCUUAUAAUUCAGUCAGUUCAUUUUUGUAAAAAUUUUUCAACGAAGUCGUCUUAAAUUUCGUUUUAUUUUCAUUUCAACUUUUCCGACUAUCAUGUCUACUUCCUUAUAUCAUUAUUAUUGACUUUUUCUUGUCUUCUAUAGUAAUUUAUACAUAUUUUCCCUUACCCAAUGUUUUGAUGAAAAAUACAGGUGCAAAUAAAUAUCCUGAUAAUAUUGUAUUUCGGUGUAGUAAAUGAAUAUUUGACCAAAUAAUCAAACUUGGUUUAAUUAUGACAUAUCUAGAAAAUAAGAAUUUCGCUAUAAAUUCGUUGCUUCUACUGAACUAAAUUAGGGAUAUCUGGACUUGGUUAGAAAACGAUCAUAAAUAUUACGAAAUACAUUUAACUUUCGUUAAAUUUAUAAUCAUUUUUCAUUGAAAUGAUAGCUGAAUUUUAUGUUUUUAUGUAUCGCAUUCCAUAUUAAUCAAUUUAUUUCAUUAAGUACUCUUUCCUAUUUUAACAAUGUUUACUGCUGAGAUCAAGUAAUAUUGAAAUCACAUGUUAGGGAAAAGCUUGAGCCCCGAUUAUUUCAUCUUUGACCAACGUGUAAGCAAAUCGAAGCCCGGAAACAUGUUGCCCUGCAAGUAGCAAACGCGCGAACACGAAACCUCCAAUGUAAAACAUGGGAAUAUAUUGAAAAAAAUGAUUAUUUAUCAUUUACAAAUUGCUAUACUUCUUUUACAAAAUAUCUGAAAUUCAUUUACAAAAUAUAGAGUUGAUAAGUUUUUUUUAUCAGCCUGAACUAAAAAUAAUUUUGGAUUUUACUUUCCAUUCACAAGAUGAAAUACGAAAAAAACGGAAUUGUGUACGUAUUGCUUUCUUUAUCCUUAUUUACGUUUCUUUCUGCUCAUGAUAUUUUAUUUCUGAGCAUGAUGUUUAUUUGUUUUCUUUCACUGUUAUGUAUUUUUUAUUUUGAAGCAUAAAAUGUAUAAUUUGAAGUAAUGUUAUACACUGCAUACGAAAAUUAGUAAAUUUUCUUGACUUUCACUGCAAGUUUACAUUAGUGAUUCAUCCGAUUUAAAAAAAAAAAAAGAAUUUUUAAACAUAUUAUUUUUUUAUUGUCGAUGUUAGGUUUACUGUUACAAUGAUGUCAGAAUAGUUUCUCUGCUUUUCAUACAAGUGUUACUAUAUUUUUAAAACAUGCUCAACAUUAUUUGCCGUCUGUCUCCGCUUUACUACCCAUAGAUAGUCGGAAUUUAAGUGGUUAUUUAAAAUAACUUUUACAAGCCAAAAUUUCACAACUUUACAUUAGGCAAAUUCCAAUUAUGAACUUUUGUUAAUUCUUGCGAUAUUUCGAAUCUGUAUCUAAACUACUAAUAAUGAUAGGAAAGUUUUCAGGCUACAAUUUAAUUAUGCCACAUCCAUUUUUAUUUCAUCUGAAUAAUUUGUAGCGGUUAUAAGCGUUUUAAAGAUGAUAUUAUGCUGAUAUAUCAGAUGGAUAUAUUCGUCACAAAACUACAAAAUAUGGAGAUAUUUUUUUUUUUUUUAUUUGUUAUGCAUGUAUUAUCUUCAUGCUUUAUUAUGUUUUAAAUGUACAGAUGAUACUAUUAUGAUAUUAAUAUACGCUCAAAACGUGGUUUAAUAUUUCAAGGUUAUUAAACUAAUAAAUAAAAGCUCUUUCAUAAAUAA